CAGACACACACACAGACAGACACAUAGACAGACACACAGACAGACACACACAGACAGACACACAGACAGACACACACACAGACACAGACACACACACAGACACACACACAGAUACACACAGACAGACACACACAGACACACACAGACAAGACACAGACAGACACACACAGACAGACACACACACAGACACACACACACACACACAGACAGACACACAGACAGACACACAGACAGACACACAGACAGACAGACACACACAGACAGACACACAGACAGGCGGGUGUGGGCUUUGUUGUGGCUGCUGCUGCUGAGUAGGAGGAGCGCCAUUUUUUCACCGCUACCGCCGUUACGCGGAUUGCCAACCUUGUCUCCCGCAGAGGCCGGCAGAGAGAGAGAGAACGAGAGAGAGUGCUGCAUCUGCACGCAGCCCUUCUCGCAGUCCAACGUCCUCCCACGGGUAGCUUAUAUCUGCAUGCAGAGCUCCCCGUCAUCUGCCACCGAGCACACGGCCUCCUGCAGCUCCCACUACGGUCUCCCUCUCUCCGUGGUGGUCGCGUGGAUUUAUCUCCGGCUCACGCGUUUGGAGUUACAGAUAGUCCCCGAGUUACGAUAUUUCGAUCUUACGACAGUGAUACGACACGACGGACAGCAUCUUGAAAACAAGUAUCCAUGUCUACAUCAAGCAAGGGAAAGCGUAAAGCGCAAACCACGACAACUGAACAAGCCAACAAGAAAGCCCGUACAACGACCGACGAAGCAGCCUCCAUACCUGCACCAAAGCGCGUUUUGACCGAAGACCAAAAGAAGCAAAAACGUGAACGGGCGGCGUUUAUCCAUGCGGCGCAAACGGCAGAAGCGUUGCAACAAAGCCGCGAGAAGAAACGAAUUGCCAAGGCGCGCUGGCGCGCCGAAGCUACUGCCGAGGAACUUGAAGCGAGACGCCAAAGAAACCGAGAACACAUGUCAAACGCACGUCGCAAGAAAACCUCUGAAAAACGCGACGUGCGACGCAAUCGCGAACGGGAAGUGACGUCGGCCGCAGGUGCCGAGGAAACCGCCGAAGAACGCGAGGCGCGACGCCAGGUUUUCUCCCACGCCGUCGAUCGCAACUCCCGCAGCCCCAGUCGCCACUCUGCCUCCCGCCGGGACUCCGCGUCCCCGCCCCGGGUGCGGGUCUCCGCGCUUCACCCGGCCCCCAUGGAGGGGCUGAGCGAGGACGGGUGGGGCAACGCCGCUGGCGGUGCCGCCGCCGCACGGCGCCGCAGGGAACCCACGCUUGCUCCGGCUCCUCCGUCCCCGAGGGACCCCUUCGGGGAGCUGCGGGUCAGCGACGUGCGCUCGCUGCUGAUGCCGCCCCACGGAGACGCGGACGGCAAGGGAGGGGGGGAUCCGAAGAACGCCAGAGAGAUGGGGAGAGCGCGAGGAGGUGGUGGUGGUGGUGGAGAGACAGUGAAGGGAGGAGGAGGAACCGGUGGUACAGGAGACACGAUGCAGGGAGGGGGAGAUGGUGGAGGAGGUAGUGCCGGAGAGAUGGGAGAGGCGACGAAGGGAGGGGGGGGCGUGAGAGGGGACGCGAGGGACGAGAUGCGAAAGGGAGUCGGAGGAGGAGGAGAGUCCAGGAAAGAUGCGACGGGGGAGACGAAGGAGGAGCUGAGCAGGGGACGACGAGGUGGAGAAAACCGAGAGAUACGGGGAGAGAAGAGGGGAGAGGUGACUAAGGGACAAAGACACGGAGGUGGAGGAGGAGGAGGGGGAGGAGGGGGGGUAGAAGGCGGAGAGCCGGGAGUGGAGUUGAGGGCAGCCACGGCGAAGGGGCACGACGGACGAGGAGGAGGAGGUGGAGAGACCGAGACGGACGGAGGCCGGGACAAGGGAAGACGCUCGCUGCAAGGUCGCUGUGCCCCUGUGCUGUGCUCCCACUGCCGUUCGAGUCUCCACGCGGGCAGCGUCGCCUACCAGAAGCGCGGCUCUGCACGCCUCUUCUGCUCCACCGCCUGCCUCAGGUCCUUCUCCUCCUCCUCCCUGCCUCCUCGCGCCUGCCACCGCUGUGGAGUGGACAUGCUGAACUCUCGCCGCUCCAUCUCCCGCGAGGACGGGGACCGCUUCCUCGAGUUCUGCUCCACCCCGUGCCUCGCGGCCCACGAGCGCAGCCCCAACCCCACGGCCAUCCGGCCAAUCGCGCCCAAGCGAGCCGUAGGACUCGCCCCCAAGGCCGCCUCCGACUCCGCCCACUCCGCCUCCGACUCCGCCCACUCCGUCUCUGGCUCCGCCCACUCCGUCUCCGGCUCCGCCCACUCCGUCUCUGGCCCCGCCCACUCCGUCUCUGACUCCGCCCACUCCGUCUCUGGCUCCGCCCACUCCGUCUCCGGCUCCGCCCCCGAGACGGAUGGCCACGCCCCCUUAACCGGAGGCUCCGCCCUAUUGGUCGGUGGCCACGCCCCCGGGACCGGAGGCUCCGCCCUCUUGGUCGCUGGCCACGCCCCCGGGACCGGAGGCUCUGCCCUAUUGGUCGGUGGGCACGCCCCCGGGACCGGAGGCCCCGCCCUCUUGGUCGGUGGCCACGCCCCCUUGACUGGAGGCUCCGCCCUCUUGGUCGGUGGCCACGCCCCCUUGACUGGAGGCUCCGCCCUAUUGGUCGCUGGCCACGCCCCCUUGACUGGAGGCUCCGCCCCCAUGGCCCAGUGCUCUGUGUGUGGAGAAGUGAGAGCGGUGCUACGCUCCGUGCGUCCGCAGCAGCCCGGCGCCCCUGCUACGUCCGUGUGCAGCGACGCUUGUGCAUCGACGCUGCUGGGCAAGCCGUGCUGCACCUGGUGUGGCAAGCCGGCUGUGCACACCGCAGCCGGUGCAGCCGGUGCAGCCGGUGCCGCUGCAUCGCACGCCGACACGCAGCCGCACGGCUUCUGUUCGCUGCUGUGCAGAGACUCGUACAGACAAGCCCAGGGCCGGCUGGAGAGCUGUGCCUGGUGCCAGGCGCGGUGCAUCCGCGCCGACAUGGCGGAGCUGAGCGUGGACGGGCAGAGCCCACGGCACUUCUGCAGCGACUCCUGCCAACUCUCGUUCCGCCUUCGCACCAUCAGCGCUGCUGGUGUGCAGGUGGCAUGCUUCUUCUGCAAGGUCCACGCCAUCCCUCAGUUCCACCUCACGAUGGCCGACUCCUCCAUCCGCAACCUGUGCUCACAGAGCUGCCUAACCCUCUACCAGCGAGUGUGUCUGACGGAGUUGGGGUCUCAUCUCUUCAAGAGCUCCACCACCUCCAGCUUCUCCAUCCCCCUCCCUCUCCCUCCUCCUCCACCUCCUCCUCCUCCUCCACCUCCCUCCUCAUCCACCUCCUCCGACGAACCCCCAAACUCCCACAAGACGAACGGUGCUGUGGAUGUGGCCACCGCCACCUCACGCCGGCACUGCGCUCACUGCCAACGCGACCUGGGAAACAGCAAAGCCAUUGCCCUGCAGUGCAAGGGCUUAACUGUUGAGCUCUGUGGCUCGACCUGCUGCGAGGAGUUCAAGCAGCAGCGUGGGGUCGGAGGUCGCUGCUCCUACUGUGGCUCGGAGAGUGAGCCGCUGGUCACGGCGCGCGUCCACGACUCUCAGCUCGCGUUCUGUUCUGACGGCUGUAGGGCUUUGUGCAAGCAGGUGUUCCUGAGGCAUCUGGGCCUGCAUCCCGUGUGCUGUGAGUACUGCUCCCAGCGCUGCUCCCGCUCGUCCGCCCUGUCGCUCGCCCUCCCCGGCUCCCACCGCGUCCACUUCUGCGGACAGACGUGCAUGGACAAGUUCAACACGUGGCACUUGCAGGUGUCUCGUUGCGACGGCUGUGAGCGCCAGGGCCGUCUGGACGAGACCCCGGCAGCGGCAGCCACAACGCGACGCGCGAGGGCCCUCCCCUGGUGCGUCCGUCUGGGCCACCCGACCGACCGCGCGGCCCACGAGCCCGACCCCCUCGAGAUGACCCCCUGA
Messenger RNA from Lethenteron reissneri (Far Eastern brook lamprey), 3954 nucleotides. RefSeq lists its product as uncharacterized. NCBI's taxonomy places the organism in Eukaryota, Metazoa, Chordata, Hyperoartia, Petromyzontiformes, Petromyzontidae. The record is from RefSeq and is a predicted model, not a curated record.